Molecule: messenger RNA, 3625 nt
Organism: Solea solea (common sole)
Lineage: Eukaryota; Metazoa; Chordata; Actinopteri; Pleuronectiformes; Soleidae
Gene: shbg
Product: sex hormone-binding globulin
Exons: 8
Coding region: 2251-3411 (386 amino acids)
Molecular function (GO): steroid binding
Source: RefSeq, a predicted model, not a curated record
AUGUCCUUUUAAUGUUUUAUAAAAAGCAGAACAAACAUUUAAGAUCAUUUGAACUUUCUUUAGGCGCAUACUUGAUUACUUUUAUAUAAAUAUAAUUGACCUCUAUCACUGCAUUCCGUGUUAAUAUCCUCACAACUUCCAUUGCUACGUGAUGUUUUGUAUCUUUGGUUAUCCAUUUCAUAGUAUUUUGUAUUUCAUAAUAUUUACACCAGCACGCAUUUAAGUUUCUAUUAAAUUUUAUAUAAAAACUUAAUUUUCUGUGAAUUUGUUGCAGAACUGGAAAAAGAAACAAAACACAGGCCAAUAACAGCUUCCUGUUGCUAGAGCCAGAGCCUUGAACAAGCGUUUUCCCACUAGUGACACUCAGUGGUUUUAACAAGUACAGGCAGUCAAGUGACCCAUUGAGAUGCAUUUCUUAUGAAAGCAGUACUAAAAUUGGAUUCGUCCUGCAAAACAUGCACUAUGAAAUGUCAAGAAUGUGAGGAAAAGUUAUGUGUUUGUUUGAUGUUUGUAGUUCUUCAGUGUAGCACAGCUACAGUGGUGGAUCCAGGUUUUCACACUGGAAAUUGUGACCUUUCUUAGCACAACAACAGAUCACUACUAGACUCCCAUUGUGUGAUGAAAUCUCACCUAUUAACAUGUUAAUGAGUGGGCAGUAAUUAUUACUACACCUUUAGCGUGCAUGUUUCCUCCCGUUGCAUGACGGUGUCUAGUUCUACCUACUGAAACUGAAGGAAAACUAAUUUUAUUAUGUCAACGUUAACGUAACAGCCUGAGAAAGAAAAAUAAAUAAAUAAAUAACCUCCUUACUACUUCCAUAUUCCUUCUGAUGUUAUCUACUGUGCAACCUCAUCAUCAUAAGAUAGCCUCCACAGGGGGAAAAAUCCUGAUCUGUUAUUACUGUUAUAUGUAAUCACUCCCAAAGUCUGUGUCACUGCCCCUCUGUGGGUUAUGAAGGUAUUGCAGGGGGGGCUGCAAAUUUAAAGGACUUAAAUUUUGAGUUUUAUUUUUAAGCUUCAUAAUUGUAAGAAAUGAAGGAUAUGUUUUGUUUCUUACGGUUGCUUAAUGUAGUUGUUUAUGUAGACACUUUGGGGAUUUUAUAGAUAAUUAGUAUGUAUGGAGUACUUUGUUUUCAUCCAUCCAUCCAUCUACCGCUUUAUCCUCCACAUGAGGGUCACUACCCUGAAAUUGUGUAAGUUGUGAACAGUUACUUUGACUAAAUCAAGAGUAAACACAAGCUUAGCUCAGUAAAAUAAGCUUAAGGCAAAAAGUUACAUCACCUUGCCCUUUUUAAGGCAAACAGUUUCCUAGAUGACCUUAGACUUGACUUGAAAUAAAUAAGAUAUUAUUUAAGGUUUUGCGGAAGUUUGGGAAUGGCUACAGUAAUAUAUUUCUGAGUAAUGUGUUACUGCCCAACACUGUCUGUAUGUGUGCAUGUGGAUGUGUGUUUAUUGCACUCCUCCCCAUCAGGCCUAUUUCCCAGUAUCAUAGGAAUGCAGGCACUACUAGUGUAUAAUGUCCUACUUCCUUUACAGCACAGUAUAACUUUCUAUCACCAAGAUGGGAUUUUCUAUACAGCACUUUAUAAUUUCUUUUAAGGACACCUUUUGGGAACUUCAUAACGUCGCCCUUUUUGAUUGGAAGGUCACCCCGAGGGCACUGCAUCACUAGAAAGGCACUCCUCAAUCCAUUUUUUAAAUUUAUAUGUCGUUUUAGAGGCCACAAAUAAAUGGCAGGCAGUAGGGCACUCUCUCACCACCGUUUCACACCACUGCUGCUAGGGCAUCAGCAGCAGCAGAGGAUCAAAGUUCCUGUGUAUUGGGUAAAUACACAAAGGAGGUCUGGCUGAGGUCAGCCACCCACACUCUAAAUAUUCCCAAUGCACAAAUAUACCAAUUACCACAGCUGAUUGAAAUACACACUUUUCUAAAUUUCUUUGAGUCAUUUUCAUAUUAUAACCACCAACAAAUCAAACUUUUCCUUCCUUCACUUUAUACGUCCUCGUCUUUGCUACCUGCUCACUGGAUCUUCUUGAGUAAACUUCCCAUUAUUCACAAUCACUCAUCAAUAACUUACUUUGGACAUUGCCUGUUUUACCCUCUGGACCCCAGGACAGUGUGAGUCAGCAUCAGAAUCCCUCUCAAUACACCACCACGGCUCUCAGCUCAGUGUAGUUUAAAGUCUGCAGACCUGCUGUGAGCUUAGCACAGUGCACUCUGGAACGCCUGGGUGGGUGAACUCAUAGAAAGGAUGAUUAUGCUUUGCAAAGCCAUGGCAGAUGGACUGCUGCUCACGUUGAGUCUUAUUCUGCUGGCAUGGGGAGUCCAGGGCCAGGGAAGCGUGACGGCAGUACCCGGCAGCACCCCCGUCCACCUCAGCCAGAACAGAGACAUCUGGAGGCCGUUGGUCCAUGCAACAGUCAACCUCAGCGACGUCAAAAGCAUCAAGUCGUCCUUUCAGGUGCGGACGUUUGACCCCGAGGGUGUCAUCUUCUACGGAGACACCAAGGAGGGAGAGGACUGGUUUGUUUUGUCCCUGAAUGAGGGCAUCCCUCUGAUGCAGAUUAGCCAGGAGGGCAUGUUCAUCAGUGUGGAAGGAGGCCCCAAACUCAAUGAUGGGAAGUGGCACACACUGGAAGUGAGCAACCAAGGAAUGUUUGUGAUUCUGGAAGUGGACGGCUCCAGUAAGGUGGUGGUUGGUAUGCAUUCCCAACCGAAAAGGAGGGUCAUGUUAGGGGAAAUGCGACUGGCUCUUGGCGGGAUCCUGAUCAACAAGGACAAGCUGCUGGUUCAGUUUGAGCCACACAUGGAUGGCUGUGUGCAGAAGGGCAGCUGGCUAGACCUCAACAUCCCCUGGGAGACAGAGAUGGGGGAGCUGUGGCCCUGCUAUGAAAACAUCAAGCCUGGCAGCUACUUCCCCGGCACUGGAUUUGCCAUUUUCAGCACCUCAGUUUUCCCUUUUGACACAAGUGUCAGUAUUGAAGUGCAGGGAGAUUUCAGUCAGCUGGAUGGGACCAUUUUUAGCUUUAAGGCUCCAGGGCAAGGCCUGACGGUCGCUUUGGUGGCCAAUAAUGACACAAAGAUGGUCACAUUCUCUUAUGGCGAAGAAAAGAUUACUAUGAAAAACACUUUAAAGAGACUGGUGAUAAGGUUUAAUGAUUUACUGGAAGUGUUUCAAGAACAUCCCAAGCUCACUGAUUUACAUGUCACUUCACUGAUGAAUCCUGGUGUCUUCGAUGCAUGGAAAAAUGGCCGUCUCGCCAUUGGAAGUCUCCUGGGUGAAGGUGAGGACGACGUCGGCUCCCACUUCCUGACAGGCUGUCUUGAGAAAAUCCAGGUCCAGGGGAAGGAUUUGGAUCUAGAUUUAGCUGGCAAACAAAAGUCAGUCUUCUCUCACAGUUGCCCUGCAUAGAAAGUGUACACAGAAAAUAAGUGGUAGAUGUUUUCAGUGGGUGUCCUUCUAAUCCGGCAGCUAAUUCUAAUUCCUUAUAUGAAUAUAGUACUUGUAUCAAUUGACCUAUGGAUCACAGUUUGGUGUAAAAUAUUAAUCUGUUUUUCAAUAGACAUCCUCAUGGACAAUUUUAACAGAAUAAACAGAUUCAUUUGGGAAAUGUGAGCCCCGACCA